AUGGAUAAAGGCGUAACGUGUGAGCAUCUUAAUAAGCUCGCUGAUGUUUUAGACCAAGAACUUUGGCAGUCAAAGGAGUCUCUGACUUGCUUUGACUGUGGAUGCUCAGGGCCAAAUCUUUGGAUCUGUCUUCAAACUGAUUGCCGGCAUAUUGGAUGCUCAGAAGUUAAAAAUGACCAUAGUACUACACACCAAAAGACCUAUCCUCUUCAUUGUGUUCAUAUGAAUAUAUCAACGGAGAGAAUAUGGUGUUACCUUUGCGAAAAAGAGGUGCACAUCGGCGCUGCCCUUGCGCAUGCCAAAUUGGGUGCCCAUUCAACAAGUAUAGAAGACAUGUCAGUGAGCACUCGGCUUGGUUCUGUCAGUAUCAGCGUCAACGACGAGGAAUUGGAAGACGAAGAAUAUGAUGACGAUGGAAGAUCAAGAGGUCUAGUAGGUCUUCAAAAUAUGGGCAAUACGUGCUAUAUGAAUGCAGCGUUGCAGGCCUUAAGUAAUACGCAGCCUUUGACGUCAUAUUUCCUCGAAUGUGCUGCGGCAGUGGCUGUUCUAUCAGCUGAUAAGAAACCUGGGUUAAGUCGGGCAUACCAAAAAUUAAUUAAAGAAAUGUGGAGUAGAAAAACUAGAGGCUAUGUUGUACCAAAUGGUAUUUUAUAUGGGAUACGAAAUGUACAUCCAAUGUUCCGUGGCUACCAACAACAUGACACUCAGGAAUUUUUAAGAUGUUUCAUGGACCAGUUGCACGAGGAACUCAAAGAACCGGUUUGGGAUAAUACAGAAGAUAAAAUUGUGUCCGAGUCGGAAGGUGAGCCCCAAGAGACAAGGACAUUACAUAUACGACGGAGAGCUGUUUCCUCUGGAGCCAGCGACGCACCAUAUUUUGCGCGAAUGCGGCGGAAGUCACCUGCUUCAUCAUAUAGCGAACCGAGACAUGAUGGAUAUUUAAGAAUACAGCAGUCAGAUGGCUAUCCAUCCCGUCACCGACGAUCAGCGAGUUUUGGUGGUACACAGCACUUCACAUACAAUGUACAUACGCAACAGAUAAAUGGUCCAACAAAAGAUAUACAUUCGAGGGAUCUGGGUUCUGAAUCGGAGUUGUCUUGUUCGAGUGAAGCUGAAGAAAGGUAUGAGACAUGCUCGAGUGGGGCCAGCGAUAUUGUGGAAACCAGGGCACGCAGCAAAUCCAGUGGCAGCGUCUGCGCAGGUGGGAGCGGGGAUGGGACUCGCGGAGUGCGAUACCGCAGUAUCGUGUCUGACGUUUUCGAUGGGAAGCUGCUCUCGUCUGUGCAGUGCCUUAUAUGCAAUAGGGUAUCGACUCGCGUGGAAACAUUCCAAGAUUUAUCUCUACCAAUACCUUCGCGGGAGCAUUUGGCCGUGCUAAGAUGUCAGCAGCCGAUUCUCAACCAUCCACACGUCUCUCAGGAGUCUUGGCUAUGGUGGCUAGUCAGCUGGCUUCGGUCGUGGUUCUAUGGUCCGAUGGUGUCGCUGCAGGACUGUCUCGCUGCCUUCUUUAGUGCUGACGAGUUGAAAGGCGAUAAUAUGUACAGUUGUUCCCGAUGCAAUAAAUUGCGCAAUGGCAUCAAAAUGUCAGGUGUGAUGAAGUUACCGGAAGUACUGUGCGUGCAUUUGAAACGCUUCCGGCAUGAACUUAUGUUUAGCGCUAAAGUUGCUGCGAGGGUCUCCUUUCCUAUUAACGACCUCAAUAUGGCGCCGUAUACGCAUAAAGAAUGCACCUCAAAAAUAAACAGAUACGCCCUGUGCGCGGUUAUAUGCCACGCGGGGACGGCGGGAGGGGGGCAUUACACGUGCAUAGCGCGGACGAACACGAACACGGACGACAAUUGGUACGCGUUCGACGACGCCACGAUAACGCCCGUGCCCUUGCAGCAUUUGGCCACUUGUGAGGCCUAUGUGCUGUUUUAUAGGAAAGUGAACCCCCAAAUGGCGAUUUUGCGUCAGAAAGCAGCGGAGAUCCUCGAGGCUGCUAGCAAUGAACCCAACGAUAUUAAAUUUUAUAUUUCUAGGCAAUGGAUUAAUAAGUUCAACACGUGGGCGGAGCCAGGGCCCAUAGACAACAGCGACUUCGUGUGCGUCCACGGCGGAGUGAGGGUGGAACGAGCGCCUCAUUUGGCCGCACUCGCCGCCAAACUGCCCCAGCCCUUGUGGGAGUUCCUGCACACUCAUUUUGGCGGUGGUCCGGCGGUGACUCACGCGCACGAGUGCGGGGCGUGUGCGCGUGCGCAGCACAAGUUGAGAGCUCGGAGAGAGGCUGAACUCACGGCCUUUGGAGAUCUACAUGCGCUGUUUCAGGAGCAAGAGCAGCCCCGCGCCAUUUACGCGAUAAGCAUGUCGUGGUUCCGCCAAUGGCAGGCCUUCGUGAGGAACAAGACGCGGCGGCCGCCCCCGCCCGUCGAUAACACGCCCAUACUUCACAAACAGGAGUUAGACGGCACAACGAAAUAUACGUUAAAGCAAGGCUCGGAUCACGCGCAGCUCAGUGAAGAUUUGUGGCGAUUUUUCAUAGACAUUUAUGGGGGAGGACCGGAAAUCCGGCUAAAAGUGCCAGAAGAAAAUUUACCAAUAAAAUACUCGGAAUCGGACCGGGAAGAGUACUGCACCUCGGAUACAAACAUACAUAGCGUGCAGAAGAAUCAAUCGCUUCAAAAUAUACGAAAAUAUGACGAACAUUGCCAGGAAAAUGGUUUCGAUUCGGAUAUUCAAAAUGGCCUCGAUUCGGACACGAAUUUAUAUAAAACCGACUCGGAAUUACCAAAUCUAAAGAAGGGUAAAGUUAGGAAGAAUAAACGAAGAGUGCGGCGGAGUAAUUUUAGCAGACAUUAA
Pieris macdunnoughi is the source of this 2838-nucleotide messenger RNA. Lineage: Eukaryota; Metazoa; Arthropoda; Insecta; Lepidoptera; Pieridae. The record is from the annotation of a GenBank genome assembly.